Messenger RNA from Etheostoma cragini (Arkansas darter), 1620 nucleotides. Its product is annotated as tripartite motif-containing protein 35-like. Lineage: Eukaryota; Metazoa; Chordata; Actinopteri; Perciformes; Percidae. The transcript is spliced from 2 exons. The record is from RefSeq and is a predicted model, not a curated record. The coding region runs from base 205 to 1605 and encodes 466 amino acids. Gene Ontology annotation, molecular function: zinc ion binding; protein binding.
CGCGGUAGAAAACGUGUCCUCCGUUUAAAAGUGGGUCUCCAUCCCACCAGUGAGACCUGCUGACCCAGGUCCCGGACUCCAGACUCCCGGAACUCUUCAGACCGACUCCUCAGCUGCUUCAAGUAACCCGCCAUUCGGCCAGAAACCCGGACUGGAUCCCGGACUGGAUCCCGGAUUGGAUCGUUCCCUUCACUCUGAGACCAAAUGGCUUCCAGAUCAGAGGAGGAGCUCUGCUGUCCGGUCUGUCACGAUGUCUUUAGGGAUCCUGUUGUUCUGUCAUGUAGCCACAGCUUCUGUAAAGUCUGUCUGAAGAGCUGGUGGAGACAGAAACAAGCUCAAGAGUGUCCAGUCUGUAAGGCAACAUCUUCAAGGUCCAAACCACCUCGUAACCUGGUGUUGAAGAACCUGUGUGAGGCCUUCUUACUGGAGAGAGAUCAGAGAGCUUCAGAGGCUCUCUGCAGUCUGCACUCUGAGAAACUCAAACUCUUCUGUCUGGACCAUCAGCAGCCGGUGUGUCUCGUCUGUCUGCAUUCAGAAACACACUCCAACCACAGAAUCAGACCCGUCGAUGAAGUUGCACGACAACACAGGAAGGAGCUUCAGGAAACUCUGGAGCCCUUAAAGGAGAAGUUAAAGGGUUUUGAACAAGUCAAAGUGAAGUGUGAUCAGACAGCAGGACACAUAAAGGUCCAGGCCCGACGCACAGAGACGCAGAUUAAGGAUCAGUUUAAGAAGCUUCAUAAGUUUCUGGAAGAGGAAGAGGAGGCCCGGUUGGCUGCACUGAGGGAGGAAGAGGAGCAGAAGAGUCAGAGGAUGAAGGAGAAGAUGGAGGCUCUGAGCAGAGAGAUAGCAGCUCUUUCAGACUCAGUCAGAGCCACAGAGGAGCAGCUGAGAGCUGAAGACGUCUCAUUCCUGAUCAACUACAAGGCUGCAGUGGGAAGAGUCCAGCAGCGCCCCCUGCUGGAGGAUCCACAGCUGCUCUCAGGAGCUCUGAUAGACGAGGCCCAACACCUGGGCAACCUGGGCUUCAACAUCUGGACCAAGAUGAAGGACAUGGUCUCCUACACUCCUGUGAUUCUGGACCCAAACACUGCUCAUCCAACCCUCAUCCUGUCUGGAGAUCUGACCAGUGUGAGAGGAGGAGAGAGACAGCAGCUUCCUGAUAACCCAGAGAGGUUUGAUGAAUACCCCUCUGUCCUGGGCUCUGAGGGCUUUAACUCAGGGACUCACAGCUGGGAUGUCGAGGUUGGAGACAGUACACUCUGGGGACUGGGUGUGUUAGCAGAGUCUGACCAGAGGAAGGGAGACGAACUGUCUGGGUUAUGGGUAAUAAUUGUCUAUCAAGGUGACUACUCAGUAGGGUCACCAACAGAUCCACCCACUGAUCUCAUAUUGCAGAAGAAGUUCCAGAGGAUCAGAGUGACUCUGGACUGGAACAGAGGAGAGCUGUCAUUCUCUGAUGCUGAUACUAAUACACACAUACACACCUUUACACACACUUUCUCUGAGAAGAUGUUUCCAUUCAUUGUCACUGGGGAUGAAGUCCCACUGAAGAUAUCACCAGUGAAGGUGUGUGUGACAGUCAAACUGAACAGUAAGAGAUAAAGAGGGUGAUUAUAU